GCUUUUUCUUUUUUACAUAGACUGGGAAGAUCUCAUCAGACAGCUUCCAAAAAAGCUUUUUUGAAUGGGCUGCUGUACAAUAUGAGGUUGACUCCACCUGCAAGGAGGAGAAAUUCAUCUGUCCUGCCUGUACCCCGGCAAUGCUUGCUGUCUCGGUGGAUGGAAACCGCAAGCAUUACCGCUUCAAAAGUACAGCAAGAUCUCAGGAGCGGGCCAUCUUUGACGGUGUCUUCAUUGCAAAAGAUGAAGAUGUGACCAGAUUUGUGGAUCACAUCCACAGCAAAAAUAAACAUGUCGCUGGAAGGAGCAAUUGUGGUGGGGAGUGGUCAGCUGCCAGAGAGACCUCCCAAAGAUCAAGCAGUAAGGUGGAUGAGACGGGACUGGAGCUGGCAGUGUGCAGGCAUGGUGUCUUGCUGGCUGCCCUUAAUAUGUUUAGGGGUGAAAUAUUUGCAUACCCCAUGUUUUUGCAGCAGCUGCUGGCAUCCAAACAUGACGUCACCUUUUUUUGUAUGGAUGUUGUGUGCAAAUAUUGGCCAUACCUGCAAAGAAUAAGUACCAACUGUCCCGAGCUCCAGCCCCUUCAGAAUAUGAGGCCCUUCCUGUCGGUCGUACAUGCUAAAGCGCAUGACUUCAAAUGUGAGGUGAAAUGGAGUGGCACAAACCAAGAAGGUGCUGGUAAAACACUAGGGGAGGAAGUAGAGCAAUGUAAUGCUUUCCUCUCCAGGAUAGCAGUCACCACAAAGCAUAUGUCAAAAGCAGGACGCAAUGACAUGCUGACACUCCUGGCCAUAAGAUGGAACCAGCAGAAAUGUCAAAACCUGGCUACUGGACUUUCCCAGAGAUACCAUAAGACAUCUAAAGCUCUCAAUAUCCAGAUGGGGGACCUGGAAACCCUGAAAGCCCAGCAUCAACUGGAUGAACAAACUGUGGAAGAAUUUGUGCAAGAAGUAAAAGAAUGGGCAGAUGGAGAAACUGACCAUCAAGGCACACCACAAGCUUUGUGUAAGAAGAUUGAGGCCCUCACAACCAGCAUCAAGACGAGAGCUCAACUCCUAUAUCGGAAAAAUGACAGCAACAAAGGUCGACAUAGAAUUCGCAGAAAAAUAAGGCAACAGAAGACCACUUUGAAGGCCAUGGUGGCAGAAUACAACAGUCUCGUUCCACACGAGCAAGCGGUGUGCAUGGAUAGCGUUCUGGACACAGAACAUCCCUGGCCUUGGCAAAUUACACAGAGUGGCUCUGCUGAUUUUAGCACAAAGAAAGAAGUCUUCGAUAGGGUCAUGGGUGUUCGAAGGCUUCAAGAAGAAAAGAAGAUCCUUGUGAAAGAGAUGAAGCAGCACUGGGAGUCUCUCAAAGCCCAUGCCAGGGUCUUGUCUGAGUUGUCUCAGCAUCAGAGUGAAGACACCAUACAAAGACAUCUCACAGAGAAAGCCACAAAGGGUCACACCUGCCUCAUCCUCAGAAAGCAGUGGGAAAUGAGAGAGCUGCAGCGGCAUAUAAGAAAACACUACCUGCAUGUGCUGUCAUCAGCAGAUGACAUAAUGGACACAAUUGACAGUUCAGAUGAGUUCGACAUAAGCUCUGAAGAUUCAGAGUCUGAUGCAAUGUAAAACAGGAAGAAGAUGUGGUGCUCAUGAUCACAGUGACACAUGGUCACACACAGCAUGUGGCUUUUAAAAAGUAACCAAUUAUGUGGUCAUUGUCAGGAUUAAGUUGGAGAUGACAGUUGUAGUUUUUUGUAUUUGGUUGUGAAAUGUUUCAUCACUUACAUAAGGUUUGAUUUUUCUACUGGGUUGUGGGAAGUUCCUGGUUAAUGUUGUAAUACAUCUUUACAACACAAACCACUGUCCUUUACUGUCUUAUCUUUGAUUCAUGUUCAGUUCAGAGUUCACAAAAGCACAAUAAAACUACAUUUCUGAUUGAGUCCUUAAA
Messenger RNA from Etheostoma spectabile (orangethroat darter), 1932 nucleotides. RefSeq lists its product as uncharacterized. Lineage: Eukaryota; Metazoa; Chordata; Actinopteri; Perciformes; Percidae. The coding region runs from base 141 to 1610 and encodes 489 amino acids. The record is from RefSeq and is a predicted model, not a curated record. The transcript has 10 exons.